AUGGCCGAAACGUUUGAUAUCAAUAGGCAACCAAAUUUCAAGAUAUGUCCCAUUAUUGAUCCAUAUGUCGGAGUUGUUUCCUGUAAUGAUCUUUAUUUCGAUUUUGGGCUUUUAUGCGGCCUAUUUAUUGAUGAUGGAAGUAGCUGCCCUUUAAAACCACUUGGGAUGGAGUCUCUUGUGGCGGAGGGACUAGCAAUACGCUCAGCUACGAAACAUGCUAUCACUUUGCAAUUUGAUCGAGUGCUGUUUGAAUCUGACUCACUCCAACUUAUAUCUGCAAUCAACGGUGGACCUAACUUCUCCGAUUUCCAUGAGAUCGUGUCGGAUAUCAAAAUCAUGUCUUUGUUUUUCGCUUUUGCUUUUGUUGCGUUUAAGUUCUGCAAUCGUAAUGCCCUCUGUUUUGAGGAUGGUUUAGCUAAACAUGCCCUCAGUGGCUUUGUACCAAAUUUGGUUUAA
This is a messenger RNA of Eruca vesicaria subsp. sativa (arugula), 456 nucleotides long. The record is from the annotation of a GenBank genome assembly. Lineage: Eukaryota; Viridiplantae; Streptophyta; Magnoliopsida; Brassicales; Brassicaceae.